AUGGGCAACGAAAAUUCAAUUCCUAUGGAGCUUUGUUCGAACUCACGUGUUAACUGCAUUGAUUUUAAGGUGGAGAACUUCGACGCGGACGAGAUCCGGCGGCUCGGCAAGCGCUUCCGCAAGCUGGACCUGGACAACUCGGGCGCGCUGUCCAUCGACGAGUUCAUGUCGCUGCCCGAGCUGCAGCAGAACCCACUCGUGCAGCGCGUCAUCGACAUCUUCGACGCGGACGGCAACGGCGAGGUGGAUUUCAAAGAGUUCAUCCAGGGAGUGUCGCAGUUCAGCGUGAAGGGAGACAAACUGUCUAAGUUGCGUUUCGCGUUCCGCAUCUACGACAUGGACAACGACGGCUUCAUCUCUAACGGCGAACUAUUUCAGGUUCUCAAAAUGAUGGUCGGGAACAACCUGAAGGACACGCAGUUACAGCAGAUCGUGGACAAGACGAUCCUGUUUGCAGACAAGGACGAAGACGGCAAAAUCUCCUUCGAGGAGUUCUGUAACGUGGUGGGCAAUACCGACAUACACAAGAAAAUGGUCGUAGACGUC
Messenger RNA from Brenthis ino (lesser marbled fritillary), 546 nucleotides. NCBI's taxonomy places the organism in Eukaryota, Metazoa, Arthropoda, Insecta, Lepidoptera, Nymphalidae. The record is from the annotation of a GenBank genome assembly.